CACCGAUAUAAUCUGUGGUGUUUCGUUGUCUGUUUCCCAUUUGUACUUUUAAUACUCUUUGGUUGUCUGGUUAACCUUGCUACAUAAAUAGUGAUCUGUGUGGUUAACAUUUAUCAUUGGGUUACCUACACUUUUACAAAAUACAUUUACAAGGCAAAGAAAUAUCAAGUUGAUAUUAAUUCAUUAACGUACAGUAGGUAGAAUAAAUAUAUGUUCAUGUUUAAAAUUGAAAAUGAGCAUGACGAUGAAAUCGCCUUCUGAGGAAUCGGGAAAUAAACAAACAGUAACGAAGGACAGCUCAAUUAUUUUUAGACCAUCACCAAAUUUCAAACACAUGAAAAAAUAUCUGAAAUCAAAAUUUGAGGAAGAUAUGAAUAUGAAUUCGUCAUCAAUGGGUGACGAAAAAUAUGUAAAGGAAAUAAACAAUAAAGUCAAUACAGGGGUGCUGCAACCUCCCCUCCCCCCUAACUCCCCCCCUCCUGACAGUACUCUUACCAAAGUGAAGCAAGAGGUUGUGGAUGAUGAAUACGAAAAAACCACUGACGAGACUGUCAAAGAGUCAGAGCCAAUGAUAGUUAAGGACAACACACAUAAAAUAGAUUGCAAGAACCAAAAAAUGUGCAGAGAUUUUGUGCGUAAUGAGUGCAUAAGAGGUGCUUCAUGCAUGUAUGCUCAUGAAAUCGAUUUCUCUCAACUCGAAGGGGUUUACAAGUUUUGUAGAGAUUUUGAAAAUGAAAGCUGUAACCGACCCGUAUGCCAUUUCGUGCAUGCCACCACAUUUGAAAAAGAGCAUUUCUUCCGCACAGCGAAAUUACCUCCACACACAUUGGUACACAUUCCAAAGAAAAAGAAAAACGAAGGUCCUCCAGAAGUGGCACCCGUUUUCCUGAAGCCACCACCAUCAUUGCCCCCAAGUGUGGGUGUAGCACCUAUGGCCCCUCCCGCGCCGCCUUGCCCCGCCCCCCUCAAGCGCAAGUGGCGUGACACCGAAGACUUCACCAGUCAGCUGCACAAGUCUGAAGGCAAAGAACCACUCGCAAAGAAAUGCAAGCGAUGUGAGCUAACCGAACUCAGGCUGCAGCACAUCAGGGCCCAGGUCGCUCAGACGAUGAGGAGCUCCAGAGAAAUGGAUGAGAAAAUAGAACUCAUCAACAAGAGGAAUAAUCGUCUCCACGAAGUGCUACGAGUGCUGCUCAAACCAAGGCGUUCGCUAGAACACGUGAACACAAACUUCCUGGGGGCGAGCCGCUUGUCCGCCGCGCCGCUCGCCGAAGACAACAACAAAGAGGCCCUACUUGCACAGGUGAAGAUGCUUCUAACGAAAAUCGUAUUCGGUGGAGAUGUUUCCUCGGUAGAGGGAGCCACUACAGGUUCGUGAUCCUUCCCCCUGGUCUCCAAAAUGCAAAGACACGAAAUAAUCAGUCACUGAGACCAUUCUUUUAAUCUCCGCUAAACAAAGACAUAAUAUUUUUUAUAACAGGUACUUUUAAUCGUGUGUUUUAAAUGUAUAAGUUAAGCAUGUAGAUGGUUCGUUCACGAUUCGAUAUGAGGCAGUGUUGUGACGAAUAUUUAUAAAUAGGUUAUAACAUUUUUUUUUUAUUUCAUUGUCUAUACGGUUUUAACUAUAUGUAAUGCUAGCCACGAUAUUAAAUACCCUAGAUACA
Messenger RNA from Chilo suppressalis (striped riceborer), 1664 nucleotides. NCBI's taxonomy places the organism in Eukaryota, Metazoa, Arthropoda, Insecta, Lepidoptera, Crambidae. The record is from the annotation of a GenBank genome assembly.